AUGACUGUUACUGAGUAUACUAAUAAGUUUGAAGAACUGUGCCGGUUUUCUCGUAUUUGUCAAGGUGCUGAGGGGUCAGAGACACUGAUCAGAGGUAGUGGUAAGAUAGCCGGUAAAGUUUUAAGUGCACUGUUUGAUUCUAGAGCAAUGCAUUCAUUCAUUGCAUUUGAGAAGGCUGAUGAAUUAGGAUUGAAAAUAGUGGUCUGGGAUUAUGAUUUAAAGGCAUAUAAUAUUACCCAUGAAUCUAUGAAAUCAGUGUGCUUUAUGCCAGAGGAUACAGAAGGGCCGGUUGUGGCGAAUAGCUACUAUUUGAACUCUAUGACAGUAAAUUAUUCUGGGAUUGAAUGCCAGGGUAUCAUGCUAUUAACUGCGAGUGUUUUGGGUGAUGAUCAAAGUUUGGAGCAGAUUUCGGUUGUUUGUGAGUUCCCAGAGGUGUUUUCGGAUGAUAUUGAUGAAUUUCCACCUAACCGAGAGGUUGAAUUUGCAAUUGAGUUGGUGCCUGGAGCCGGUUCGAUCUCGAGUGCUCCUUAUAGGAUGUCACCUCUAGAAAUGGCCGAGUUGAAGGUUCAACUGGAAGAUCUAUUUGAUAAACGCUUCAUUUGA
Molecule: messenger RNA, 603 nt
Organism: Arachis duranensis
Lineage: Eukaryota; Viridiplantae; Streptophyta; Magnoliopsida; Fabales; Fabaceae
Exons: 3
Coding region: 1-603 (200 amino acids)
Source: RefSeq, a predicted model, not a curated record